GGAGAAUGCACAGAAUAAAAAGGGAGGGUGGUAGGAUAGAGAAUUGAGUCCGACGACGACGGACUGCUCUGAUUUUUUUCUCCGUCUCUCUCAAUCUGGUUUGAAUUGGCAGCAGUUCUGGUUAUUGUCGGCGUUCGUUAUUGUCGUUGUCAUUGCUGUUUUUAUUGUUGUUGUUGCAGAAGGGGGAAGACCAUCUUCGACCCAUCUCUUCUGCAACAACGGCUACUUGCUCUUCAUCCCUGCUGGAACUGGACCCUUGUCUCCCUCGCUUCAGGGUUCUUCCGGAGGUGAAAUACUCGUUUCUUCUCCAAAUUGCAUUUCUCUUUCCACUCUAACAUGUCAACCGUAUUCUCUGCCACGGUUUUGAUGAUUAUGGUUCCUUGCGUUUCUGGAGUUCAUGCACUUUCUACCAGCUCUUGUCCUGAGGGUUUCAUCGCCUAUGAAGAAAAUUUCCCUUGUUACUGGGAUUUAGUGAAGUCAUAAAUGGGUGCAUGUGUAUCAGCGCCAGACAGAAGAAUUGUACCGCGGAGGAAGUAUUCUUACAGAUCCAGCAAACGCCGGGGAAAUGCGCCAAAGAACCGGAUUUGUGAUGCAGAAAGUCGUGUAACGGAUUUUGCUCUAAGUGAGUUUGUUCAUGUUGAUUUUGAAAAGGGUGCAACAACUACAUGCACGAGAUCAGAGGUUUCCAAUUUGACAUUCCAUCUAACCCAGUUGCAAUGGCAUCACCAAGUCGAUACGAAUGCAAAAUGCCAAGAGGAAGCAUGGUUUGAUUCUGCCAGUAUUCUUGACUCUGACUCUGAUGAUGAUGACUUUAGUAGUGUUCAUGAAGACUGUUUUCCUUCUAUAAGCAAUGCAAUUGGGAAUAUCUCAGGUGCCCAAUUACUUCAGUAUGAAGCUGCUACAUUUGUUGAUUCUGGGUGCAAGUAUGAGGAAUUCUAUGAAAGUUACUUGAAAAUAGAUGGAAGUAAAACCGAGAAGUUCUUGAUCAAAGAUGAAUGCAAGAAUGCAGAUGGAUUUUCACUUUUAAGCACCCAAGGUUAUGAGCUUUCUUGCCUGGGGAAGGCUGAUGAAACUUGUACGAAGAUGAAAAAAGUAUUAGAUAAUCCUUAUGGAAGCUACUUUAAAAUAGAUGGAAGUAAAACUGAGAAGUUCUUGAUCAAAGAUGAAUGCAAGAAUGCAGAUGGAUUUUCACUUUUAAGUACCCAAGGUUAUGAGCUUUCUUGCCUGGGGAAGGCUGAUGAAGCUUGUACCAAGAUGAAAAAAGUAUUAGAUAAGCCCUAUGCAAGUUUUAAUGGUCUAAAAGAGGAUAGGCAUGAUUCUGAAGAGAAAACUCAAGAAAGUACCCUGAAGUCUUGUUUACCUCGGUUAGGUCCUUCUGUCAAUUUUAAUGACAUGAAUCAACCUCCAUCAAGUCCAUUGCCUCAAUGGAAGAAGUCAACAGUUAUCAGGCUUUCUUUCAAGCAGAAGUCCUAUGAUGGAGAGGAAAUUUCUGGAAUUUGUGCCUCAAAGAAAUUCCUAUAUCGUCCAAGAGCAGGACUACUGAUUCCAUGUUCAACCGUAGAGAAGCCAACCCCAGGAUGCUGGUCUGCAAUUUCACCUUCAGUCUUUAAGCUUCGUGCGGAGAGCUAUUUCAGAGACAAGCAGAAGUCCCCUGCUCCAAAUUACAGUCCAUAUGCCCCUAUUGGUGUUGAUUUAUUUGUCUGCUCAAGAAAGAUAAACCACAUUGCCCAGCAUCUUGAGCUUCCAUCUGUGACACCAUAUGACAAAGCACCCUCACUCCUAAUUGUUAAUAUUCAGCUGCCCACUUAUCCUUCUCCCAUGUUCCUUGGUGACUGUGAUGGAGAAGGCAUGAGCCUUGUAUUAUAUUUUAAGGUCUCAGAAAACUUUGAGAAAGAGAUCUCCCCUCAUUUUCAGCAUAGCAUUAAGAAACUGGUUGAGGAUGAAAUGGAAAAGGUUAAAGGAUUUACAGGGGACUCAACAGUCCCUUUUAGAGAAAGAUUAAAGAUCCUGGGUGGUGUUGUCAAUCCAGACGAUCUUCACCUGAGCUCUGCUGAAAGAAAACUCUUACACACCUACAAUGAAAAGCCUGUGCUUUCACGUCCCCAACACAAUUUCUAUAGGGGUACAAAUUACUUUGAGAUAGACCUGGAUAUACACCGCUUCAGUUACAUAGCAAGGAAGGGACUUGAAUCAUUUAGAGAACGUUUGAAAAAUGGGAUAAUUGAUUUCUGCUUAAUUAUCCAAGCACAGAAACCUGAGGAACUGCCAGAGAAAGUCUUGUGCUGUGUGAGAUUGAACAAGAUUGAUUUUGUAAAUAACGGUCAAAUACCAACCAUUAUGACGGUUGAUGAGAGUUGAUUUGUAUAACAAGAUGUGGAGUCAUGUGCCAUAAGUUAUGAUAGCCACAGGUGGACAGCUCAAGAAGUCCAUAUUGUAACGCUUCCAUGGAUGUUUCCGGCUUGAUUGACGAAGAGGGCGGAAAAAUCAAUUUAUUAAUUUAAGAGAUGUUUUUUUAAUUUUUUUUUUAUUUUUAAUUCAAUAAUGGUAUCAGUCCUCAACCCAUAUCUGCUUCAGUACUGAGUCUUCCUUAGCAUGAUGCACCCUCUCUAGAUAAACAAUUCCACAGAGUGGGAAAGGAGAAGGUCAGCAAUCAGCAUGAGGUUAAUUCCAUGAAGAUUUUCCUAUCCUGAGAAGUUUCAUUUUUUUUUUUUUUUUUCUGUUUGGCGGAGUGACAGAACUGAGCCACCUCUCCUCUUUUUCCUUGUUUUCUAUUGUAUAUUUGAUUUGUAUUUAAAGUAGAUGGAACCAGUCCAGUCUGUAAAUAAGAUCCAGGUUAGAUCUGUUUCAUGGGCAUCCAAACAAACAUGCCACCUCAACUCAACUCAGUUCAACUGAGAGAUUAUACUCCA
Messenger RNA from Nelumbo nucifera (sacred lotus), 2909 nucleotides. Its product is annotated as DUF1336 family protein (DUF1336). The record is from RefSeq and is a predicted model, not a curated record. NCBI's taxonomy places the organism in Eukaryota, Viridiplantae, Streptophyta, Magnoliopsida, Proteales, Nelumbonaceae.